This is a messenger RNA of Meloidogyne enterolobii, 264 nucleotides long. The record is from the annotation of a GenBank genome assembly. Lineage: Eukaryota; Metazoa; Nematoda; Chromadorea; Rhabditida; Meloidogynidae.
UCAAAGCCUGAAGCCAGGGAAGCUGAAUUGGGUAGAUUGGCAAUGGUUAAUUAUACGAUUCACGGACUGGCACAUUUAUUGCAUGUCGUAUGGCCUAUUUCCAAACAUUUAAUUAUUACGAAGCAAUGUAGAGGCUUUGAUUUCACUAGUUUUGAUGAAGAGAUGGAGAUUGAUCAGGAAGAUAUUAAUGCUGGAAUGGAAGGAAUUAUUAAUAGCGAAUCAUGGCUCGAAAGAUUGAUGAGAAGGGGUAAUAUAUUUGUGUAA